Messenger RNA from Mizuhopecten yessoensis (Yesso scallop), 2967 nucleotides. RefSeq names its product TATA-box-binding protein 2-like. Gene Ontology annotation, biological process: DNA-templated transcription initiation. Gene Ontology annotation, molecular function: DNA binding; RNA polymerase II general transcription initiation factor activity. The record is from RefSeq and is a predicted model, not a curated record. Bases 254 to 1036 code for a protein of 260 amino acids. NCBI's taxonomy places the organism in Eukaryota, Metazoa, Mollusca, Bivalvia, Pectinida, Pectinidae. The transcript has 7 exons.
UUCCGGUGAAGAAUGAAGCUGGUGGUGUCGAUUUCUUUUUGACCGUUUUACUCAGACAUCGGUUCUGGCCAUAUAUCGAUAAUAACUACAACUAUGCCUUAAUUUUUACUUUAAAUGUUAAUUUUUGAAAGUAUUGCAAACGAAUAUUCAAUUCUAUAAAUGUAAUUUACUCCGAAAAAAUCGUAUGCAUCACAGUCCAACGUGAUUGCACUGUUUUCGUCGUUGUUGACAUCAAUUCCGAUUCAACAACAGCAUGAAUAUGGACGGCACCAUGUAUCAAUCAUACGGCACUGGACUGACGCCGCAACACCAGCAGAGUCCAAUGAUGUCACCAGCUCUAGGGGGAUUUGGUCAUGGACUUACCCCAAAUCCAGUUAUGCCUCCAUCAAAUGCUCCCAGUCUGUAUCCUCCGACCCCAACACCUGGCGGACCUAUGACAGCCCCAAUGACCCCAAUAUCACCUGCUACCCCGGCGUCAGAAGCGGCUAGUCUCAUGCCACUGAGGCCACAAUUACAAAAUAUUGUUUGUACUGUAAACUUGGGAUGCAAGUUAGAUCUGAAAAAAAUUGCACUACAUGCAAGAAAUGCAGAGUACAAUCCAAAACGUUUUGCUGCUGUUAUUAUGAGAAUUCGAGACCCUCGGACCACUGCUCUGAUCUUCAGUUCUGGAAAAAUGGUUUGCACAGGAGCCAAAAGUGAGGAACAGGCAAAGUUAGCAGCGAGGAAAUAUGCAAGAAUUGUACAAAAGCUUGGUUUUCCAGCAAAAUUUCUGGAUUUUAAGAUCCAAAAUAUGGUGGGAAGCUGUGAUGUGAAAUUUCCUAUCCGCUUGGAGGGAUUAGUGCUGAGUCAUGGCCAGUUCUCCACCUAUGAACCUGAGUUGUUCCCAGGAUUAAUCUACCGAAUGGUCAAGCCUAGAAUAGUGUUGCUGAUAUUUGUCUCAGGGAAAGUUGUGUUGACAGGUGCCAAAGUGAGAGAAGAAAUCUAUGAAGCUUUUGACAACAUCUAUCCCAUACUGAAGGGAUUCAAGAAGCAAUAGUAUCGAACAGCAGUCCCUGUUAUCAUUGUACAUAUUGUCAAUCAUUCAUUCCAUCAUUUUGUUUCAUCAUCAUUAAUAAUUAUUUUCUACAUGCAAGAUGUCAAAUUUAGGUAAUAGAUUUGCCAGUAUACGAGAAUUUUACCUAACAUUUUGAAUGAAGGCAUGAAAGAUAAAGUUAUUGGAAAUAAAAAAAAAACAUUAUUUGGUGGCAUACUAGCUUAAGAAGUUGCUCACUGUACGGUAGGUAGGUUGGUAGUUUUCAAUAUUUGAUACUGUAUAGUAAAUACAUUUUAAUUAUGGUUCAUGUGAAAAGUAUUAAAUGUCAUCCUUUCCAUACUUGUUAGAAAUAUUUUGCUGUAUACCGGAAAAAUUUUGCCCAGUCAAAUAUUCGCCCUCCACUGGUAAAAUGUGUAUUCGCUCAGUGUAAUGUUGUCCUACGCAUACAGUUACUAUGUAGAGUAAGCUGUAUACUAUAUAUACAUGAUACAUUUGCUCUUACUGUGGAAGACGAAAAAGGUGAAAAUAAAACUGCAGUGAAAUUUUUCCAGUUUACAGUUUAUAAAGUCUGUGAGGAGGUGAUAAUAUAGCAUGAUCAUGGUGCCUUUUGUAAGUAAUAAUGCAAGCGAGUGCGAAAUUUGACAGGAGUCGUAGGGUUGAUAUUAUUUUCUGAAACCGUCACCUGUUUGGAAUAUUGAGAGGCAUUUUUCUGUCACAGACACAGUCACUUUGGUAAGUGUGUAUGUGUAAAGAUUUGAGUUCUCUAUAUCACAGACAGUGACUUUAUGGAAGGUAUAUAUAGUUGUAACUGUGUAUGUGCCGAGUUUCAGUUUCUAUAUAUAUGUAAAGAUGUGAGUUCUCUAUAUCACAGUGAUCGUCUUUAUGGAAGGUAUAUAUAGUUGUAACUUGUGUAUGUGCCGAGUUUCAGUUUCUGUAUAUAUGUAAAGAUGUGAGUUCUCUAUAUCACAGACAGUGACUUUAUGGAAGGUAUAUAUAGUUGUUACUGUGUAUGUGCCGAGUUUCAGUUUCUGUAUAUAUGUAAAGAUGUGAGUUCUCUAUAUCACAGACAGUGACUUUAUGGAAGGUAUAUAUAGUUGUUACUGUGUAUGUGCCAUGUUUCAGUUUCUGUAUAUAUGUAAAGAUUUGAGUUCACUCUAUCACAGAAAUUACAUAUGGUCUUUAUCAAACCUGCUGAAGUAUGUAAUUUAUUUUUUGAUAUUUGGAUGCAAUGAUAAAGGACGACCUGCUUAUGUUCCAGUAUGCAAACUGAAGAUUGGUUGGGGAACAUAAUCAAACCAGCAGAAACAAAAUAUAUUUUGAGUUAAAAUAAGAAUUUUACGAUACGUGUACUUCCUACAUGUACCUUACCUUGUGACAUGUGACACCUUUCCAAACAUCUCCAAAGAUACUUAUCAAAAGCAUUUUAUGAGAGAUUAUUUAUUUGAUUAAAUGAUUAAUUGAUUUAUGACACAUUCGAAAGGUACACAAGAGUUGAUAACACAUUUAAAAGGUACCCAAGAAUUUAUGACACAAUUUAAGGUACACAAGAAUUGACCACACAUUUAAAAGGUACACAAGCACUGGUGAAAAUACACAAGAGUUGGUGACGCAUUUAAAAGGUACACACGUUUGAUUUUAUGCAGUUUUAAAACUCAUGUAAUUCUUAUAUGACUAUUAAGACAUGAAUAUACGUGUACAUAAUGGGUGUAGAGAAAAGGAAUUUUAAAAAGAAAAGUAGGCAGAGUAUAGGCAUAUGGAAAAUAGCCUAAUAGAUUAUACUAAUUAUAUAAUGUGUACAUCUUUAAGGAAGAUGUUAACCGUGCUCAAACACAAGUCUCAUAUUUAAUAACUGCUACACGGUUUAUUUAGAGUACACUCCGUUUUUUUGUGUUAUAUCUCCAUAACAUGAAAAAUAUAUUUAAGUUAAUCCUUAU